AUGGUGCACGAGGUCGACGACAUUAUCCGCGCCGACCCGUCACGUGCCAUACCCGACCUGCAGGCUGUCCUUGAAGGCAGAGUGCUGGCAGAUGGCGGUUUUUCCCCGGAGGGCCCAGGUCGUCUGAAUAGCACGGUUCGUUGCUCACCUCUGGACGGUGCGCAUUCAAGUGCCGUGUGGCUGCGUCGAUGGUGGUCGUAUGCAGAUGGUCGUUGUCACUGGUCAUCUUCUUGGACUGGGAAGUGGGAAAACGACUUUGACUCUGCUGAUAUGUGCUGCUUGGUGGUUGCGGGCACGCAGUUGAGUUUUUUUUGUUUUUUAUUAUUUUGGCGGUCGUGGCAAUGGAGGUGUUUGAUGCUAGUUAUCAAAGUGAAGGGAGAAAAUUGA
Molecule: messenger RNA, 387 nt
Organism: Gryllus bimaculatus (two-spotted cricket)
Lineage: Eukaryota; Metazoa; Arthropoda; Insecta; Orthoptera; Gryllidae
Source: the annotation of a GenBank genome assembly